GAUCAGCACAUGUUUAUAUCUGCCUUGGCAGAUGGUGCUAUGAACUUACUAGUAUGGUCUUCAUCCCUCGAUCUCAAUGCAAAUACAUCAGCCCUAUAUAGUUGGAUGCCUGAGCUUCAUGCUUUUCUGAGAAUAUUUUAUAACACUUCCUUGGACAGACUGUAUGUGGAUGAGAAUGGGGAGAUGGCAGGCGACUUUGAUAUUGUGAAUUGGGUGAUUUCCCCCAAUAGAUCUAAAGGUCGAGUUACCAUUGGGAGCAUCACAGGACAGGCACCCCUUGAUGCAAAAUUCACCAUUCAUCCAGAAGCCGUUGUAUGGCCCCAGGAGUUUAACAAGACUCUGCCUCGUUCCAGGUGUGCUGAGAGCUGUGACCCUGGAUAUGCCAAAAUGAUGCAGGAAGGAAAACCAAUUUGCUGUUAUGCUUGUCGCCCAUGCUCAGCAGGGACAAUCUCCUCUCAGGAAGAUGCAGAACAUUGCCAGGUGUGUCCAGAAGACCAGUAUUCAAACAAGGACCGAGAUCAAUGUGUCCCCAAGUAAACAGACAGGCACAGCCAGGAGGGAACACGCAUAGCAUGUGGAGGACGCACGCAAGACAACAACACUCCGCAAGUGGAGCAGCAAGGCUUUGCAUGUUGUUGUUGCCCCCUCCUCGCCCACACAGCUUUGAAGAGUAACGGAUGAUGAUGGCAGAUAAGAAGAGAAUGGCAGCACUCACGUGUCUCUGGACAUUUCUUUUCCUGUCUGACUCUGUGGCAUGAGAUCGCCGCAUCUAUGUA
This is a messenger RNA of Hemicordylus capensis (graceful crag lizard), 776 nucleotides long. Its product is annotated as vomeronasal type-2 receptor 26-like. Gene Ontology annotation, cellular component: membrane. Lineage: Eukaryota; Metazoa; Chordata; Lepidosauria; Squamata; Cordylidae. The record is from RefSeq and is a predicted model, not a curated record. The coding region runs from base 10 to 537 and encodes 175 amino acids. Gene Ontology annotation, molecular function: G protein-coupled receptor activity. The transcript has 5 exons. Gene Ontology annotation, biological process: G protein-coupled receptor signaling pathway.